This is a messenger RNA of Cladophialophora immunda, 2031 nucleotides long. RefSeq lists its product as uncharacterized. Lineage: Eukaryota; Fungi; Ascomycota; Eurotiomycetes; Chaetothyriales; Herpotrichiellaceae. The record is from RefSeq and is a predicted model, not a curated record. The coding region runs from base 1 to 2007 and encodes 668 amino acids. The transcript has 8 exons.
AUGGCGACUAUGACGGCUACAGCUCCUGCCCGAGAGCAGACCAAAUCCAGCUCUAGCAAGGCGUCUGAGAAAUCCCUCGUGGGCGAUUUCAACUGGCAUGAUGUGCUCGUGCCCGACAACGCGGGAGCCGGUCUCACGAAAUGGCAUUAUCAACGUCGAACCCUCGUGCAAUAUGCCUGCUUGUUCGCCGCAGGGCUCACCUCUUUCUACAAGUUCCAGUCCCCAGCUCUGCGCGCGGCUGGACUGGGUCUUCUCUUCCCGGGGGCGGGUCUCGUGGCCGUCUGCACCAUCCCAUCGAUCCUGUCGUUUGUCGUCUCCUGUGCUUUGAUCCCAUUGGUUCUCUUUGCUUGGUUCGGGAUGGGCGGGUUGAUAUUCCCAAUUCUGCUCUGGGUCGGUACCGCCGCGCUCUCAGCCGCGCUGGCCAAAGAAUCCGUCCUGGAACUCGCCGGUCCCCUGAUGUCCGCGGUGUGCGUCGGCGGGAUCAUCUACCUCGCCUUCGCCUGCAAGCGAGCCAACGCCGAGGCACGGAAGAAGCGAGCUGCCCGCAACAACUACCUGGUCGAGGAAGUCCAAAAGAACCAAACGGAAGCGGUCGCGGCGCCCGAGCCCGGCACGCGCGAGGUCGACGAGAAGACGCUGCGCUUCGUGCAAUGGUACCUGGAGCUCGGCCUGACGCCCAAGGACGACUUCUCCUACCACGACGUGAUCGACCAGUUCCAGACGUCGGCCAUCCGGUAUCAGCUGUACGAGGCCGUCAACUGCCUGGGCCUGUAUCAGAACGUGUACUGCCCCAAUUUCCACGGCUAUCUGUCUCAGGCACAGCGCAACGCCAUUGACAAGAGCUUCACGAAGAAGGUGAUGGAAUUCUGGAAAUGGGAGUCUAUGGCCGGCAAAUUCAACGCCCACGACUGGGACCCGUGCAAGAAAGACAACAUCAUGGUGACGGGAUACAUCCUCCAGGCCGUGGGCAUCUACCAGUCCAACACGGGCGACGACCGGUACACCAAGCCGGGCAGCAUGACCUUUGAGAUCACCGACACGCUCAAGUUCCCCUACGACGUCCAGGGCGUUGCCGACGCGGUCUACAGAAACAUGAACGAGGCGGCCUACUGCCUCUACCCCUGCGAGCCCAACUGGCUCUACACGCCCUGCAACCUGGUUGGCAUUGGCGGCAUCCUCCUCACCGAUCGUCUCCUGGGGAACAAGUACGGCGAGGACUUGCGCGGGCGAUUCGAGCACGCCCUCGAGACCGAGUUCAGCGAGCCAGAUGGGACCAUCCUGCCGAUCCGCAGCGAACUAACCGGCUUCACGAUUCCAGGCCUCGCGGGUGCCAUGUCCGACAUGGUCAACUCGCUGCUCUGCGCGUCGUAUCUGCCUCACAUCGCGCACCGGAACUGGGCAUUCGCCAAGAGAGAAACGCUCCAGUACGACGAGAAUGGCCGCCUGGAGGUGCGCAACCUGCUGGGCGCCGACAUGCUGGACGCGGGCAACUACAAGUCCGGCGAGGGGGCGAUCCGGUGCAUCUGCGCGGCCGCGGCGGCCGAGUACGGCGACGAGGCGCUGCGCCGCGAGCUCCUGCGCCAGAUCGACGACGAGUACCACCCGGCGAUCGCCACGGGGACGGGUGCGCUCAAGAACCGCGGCCUCAGCACCCUCUGGCAAGGCACCACGCUGCGGGCCCGCCUGGGCCGGUUCCAGGACUGGACCGCCAUGAUCCAGCGCGGGCCGCCCCAGCAGGUCUCGCGCGCCCCGGUCCUCGAGGAGGUCGCGUUCCCGGACGUGCUGGUGGCCAAGUGCUACAGUCGCGACGGCGAGAGUGUGGAUCUCGUCCUGUACCACGGGCGCGAGCCGGGGGUGUUUGGCUUGGGGUUUAAGGGGUGCGUGCCCGGCGAGAAGUACAGCUUGAUGGGCAAGGAGGCCGUUGCGUCGCAGGACGGCACGGUCAGAUUCGAUGUGAGGAUCGACGGUCGCACAGAGGGGAGAUUGGAGCCUGUCAAAGCGAACUGAACGCGAGUCAGGCAGGGAGAUGGC